AUGGCUAUUCAAAAUUAUGAGUAUCUCUCUGAUGUUAGUUUGUAUCGACUCUACUGGCCUCUCAAUCGGAUCAAAACCAGUGGCGCGGUGGAGGAUAUUAUGGUGGACAUACACGGGGGUAUGAAGGGAAGGGUUGGCAUAUGCCACCUCAAGGCCCCAACAUGUCGCCGUCUGGAGUGUACAAUGCAAAAUAUUGCUGAUAGUUUUACCAACACCUAUUCUUCUCGGUGUUAUAAAGGUGUAACAGUCAUUGAGUCACACAGAAAACAUGCUGCAGCCACUGCUUCAAGAAAAUUUAAGGUUGAGAUAAUACCAGUUAAGACCAAC
Striga asiatica is the source of this 327-nucleotide messenger RNA. NCBI's taxonomy places the organism in Eukaryota, Viridiplantae, Streptophyta, Magnoliopsida, Lamiales, Orobanchaceae. The record is from the annotation of a GenBank genome assembly.